CAUAGAAAAGCCACUUUAUUUGUUAUUUAUAUUAGAUGUCCAUAUUCAAACGUUGCAUAAUCAGCUGAGCAACUAUCGCAUAGGAAAGAAAGUCAUCAUGGCUUCAACACAGACACUCACUCGGAGCUCCAGUGAACUUGUGCCCCUGCCCCACUCUCAAGACAUCACCUUCUCUCCCAAAAGUAACAUAUUAUCCUCAAAUACCGGAAAUGCAUUCGAUGCCGAGGUUUUGAUGCAGAAUUUAGAUGGCGGUCAAGAAGUCAAGGAGCUGUCUAGAAGGAGAGCAACUGUGGUUGUGACGACUGUAGCGGGAGUGAACUUCUUGAAUACCAUGGGGAGUGGGAUCCUGACUGUUGCACUCCCGACCAUAGCGAAGGAUUUGAGUCUGGGGGUCGAACUACUGCUUUGGCCAGCAUCCAUCUACGCCCUAACAUGCGGUUGUACACUCCUCCUCGCCGGCUCCCUCGCCGACAUCCUAGGGCGCCGCAUAACUUUCCUUGUCGGCACAUCCCUCUAUUCCGCAUUCACCCUUGGCUGUGGUCUCUCUCCGACAGGCACCUCUCUGAUCAUAUUUCGCGGUUUUCAAGGCCUCUCUAUUUCCCUGUAUCUCACCACCGCCGUUGGAAUUAUUUCAACAUCAUUCCCGGCUACGGGACAGGGGAAUAGACGGAAUUUCGCGUUUGCUGCAACGGGUGCGGCGAGUCCGGUGGGGUAUACGGUGGGCUUGGUGUUAGGUGGUUUGUUUGUUCAGAGUGUGGGGUGGAGGUGGUGCGUAUAUUCCGACAUCUUACUCUCCUUCUUGUUGGUUGUCGAAUCGUUCAGAUAUAUUGAAGGCGAGACUCGGACAACUGACAGUUCUUCGAAGUCGAAGUUACAUGUUUAUACAGAGGCUAGACAGAGUCGUUUGGAGUUGCUAAUGCAUACCAGGAGUUUCCAUUUUGCAGCUAUUCUCAACGUCAUUCUUUGCAUAACAGCUGUUUCCUGGCUGCCAGCCGACGAGACACCAGAGACUCACGAGGGACAACCAAGAAGCAAGGUGCAGCGGAUGAAAGGGGAAAUUGACUGGGUUGGAGCUGGUAUCGCAACGGCGAGUAUAAGCACGCUGUCAUACGUUUUGGCAAUUAUCACAGGAAAAUCAUCCUCCAUCAAAUCAGCUCAGAAUAUAUCCCUCCUCACCAUUGCCUUACUGCUGAUUCCAGCAUUUAUAUUCUGGAUGAGCAGACAAGAAUGCCUCGGUCGGCCAGCUAUCAUCCCAAACUCAAUAUGGAAACAAAGCGCAUUUACAACGACAUGUAUAGUAGUUUUCCUAACAUGGGGAGCUUUUAAUCCAUUUGGAUACUUCACUACGUUAUUUUUCCAAGAAAUCCAACACCUCGGCCCCCUCGCCACAUCUCUCCGUUUCCUCCCCACAGUCGUCUGCGGCAUCCUCACAAACAUCGUAACCGGCCUCCUAGUCCGCAAAACAGCCGCGCUCUACCUCGUCGCAGUUUCGUCCGCCUUCUCCGCUCUCGCUUGUAUCCUGAUGGCAAUCGUGCACCCAGAAUGGUCGUUCUGGGUUUGUGCUUUCCCGGCGGUGUUUUUAAGUCCGAUGAGUUCUGAUGUGCUCUACACGAUUUCCAAUCUGAUCAUAACGUCUUCAUUCCCAGCCAGUAAGCAAUCCCUCGCAGGAGGAGUCUUCAACACCGUGUCCCAGAUUGGAAAUUCGGUAGGUCUCACAAUGGGGGCUGUGAUAGCAGCUUCGGUUACGAGUUCAAAAGCUGGUCAUAGUUCUGGGUCUGCUACUAAGGAUGAGAAGAGUGUGUUGAAUGGAUAUAGAGCUACGUUCUACAUGUGUUUUGCUGCGAUGGCAUGUGUGGUUGUGGUUGGUGCGUGGGGGUUGAGGGGCGCGGGGAAGGUGGGUGUUAAGAAAGAGUGAUAUGAUGCGAAUUGAUAGGAAAGAGGAG
Molecule: messenger RNA, 1943 nt
Organism: Cadophora gregata
Lineage: Eukaryota; Fungi; Ascomycota; Leotiomycetes; Helotiales; Ploettnerulaceae
Exons: 7
Coding region: 98-1915 (605 amino acids)
Biological process (GO): transmembrane transport
Cellular component (GO): membrane
Molecular function (GO): transmembrane transporter activity
Source: RefSeq, a predicted model, not a curated record